This is a messenger RNA of Poecilia reticulata (guppy), 2791 nucleotides long. It is a transcript of the gene dnase1l1l, whose product is annotated as deoxyribonuclease I-like 1-like. Gene Ontology annotation, cellular component: nucleus. The record is from RefSeq and is a predicted model, not a curated record. Gene Ontology annotation, biological process: DNA catabolic process. Lineage: Eukaryota; Metazoa; Chordata; Actinopteri; Cyprinodontiformes; Poeciliidae. Gene Ontology annotation, molecular function: deoxyribonuclease I activity; DNA binding.
CGCAGCACAUCGCCUCUAACGACACUUAUUUUUAACUUGAAAUUUAGUUUAAAAAAAAAAUGUUUUUAAUAAAAUAAAAAUAAAGCAAUCAAGAGAGACGGUUCUGGUGCUUUUAGUGUCGCUCCUCGUCACAGUGGCGCCAGCGAACAGCGUUUCUGCGUGAAGCGUUUUCGUCUGCUGGAGUUUGUGUUGUGCUUCUGAAACCAAACCCACAUCAAAGCUGACAUCAUUUCAUGGGCUCAUGAAGGUGCGCUAGAGCAGCAAGAGACGAACACAAACAGCUCGGGUCUUAAGAUUUUACUUUUCAGAGAAGGCAAAAAAAAAAAAAUAAUUCAAAAAAAAAAAGAUUUUCUUCCGUCUUCAUCUUUUAUGAUGGAGGGCUUUGCUGAUCUUCUCACUGAUGCAUUUUCAGAGGGUUCAGUUCCCUCGUUCUCCACGGGAGAUUUGGACUUUGAGAGUUUAUGCUUUGAUGAGAAGAGCGAGGAAGAACAGGACAGAAACCCAACGACAGAGAACGACGAGGCUCGGCUUCAGGAAGCAUCUGCAGAAGGUGCAGCUUUGCUGGAGGGCCCCACUGCAGACGCACUGUACUCGGAUGAGAACGCUUUCGAAGAGCAGACUGAUGAGGAAAAUGACGAAGAGGGGCUUAACGGGGUCCGUUUUAGCAGUGAAAGCCCAGAGGACGAUGAAUGCCCAAGCUCCAGCGGAGAAGAAGGACAGAGCAAUUUCUGUUCUGGAAGAGAUGAAGAGGAGGAGGCUGAAAGCCCAGAGGAAGACGACGAUACGCUGAAGUCGAUUUAUAAAACAGUGGAUGGGAUCCUGGAGGAUGAAGACUCUGAGAUCCCGGAAGAUGCUGAUGAGCUUCAAGUCCUGCAAGAAGAUGCGCACAGUGAUGAAGAGGAGGACGCAUGUAGAGACGAGAACAUUGCAGAAAGCCCCGAGAGCGAGGAGGAACAAGACGUCAAACAGGACUCCUCCGAAUCCGACUAUGAAGGCGUGAAAACUGAAGAGAAGGAAAAACCCGGCACUGUCGAUACAGCAGAUUCUGGUUUGGAGUUCUCCUGCAUGUCUCUCCAGAAUCUGCAGGAUCUCAUCUCUGAAGUGGAUGGUGAGGUUUCCGAAGAGAAAAUGUCAGACUUCACUGGCGAGGAGCACCAGGAGGCAGGUGAGAGCUUUGCAGAUUACCCCUCAGACUUUUCCUCUGGUGAAUACGGCAGAAAUUCUGCAGUGAGCGCCUCGCCUUGUCUGAGAGAGGAAGAAGGCCCGGAGAGAGCCGUGACCGAAAGCGAGUGGAGCCACGGGUCUGAGGAGGCGGGUUCUGGGAAGGAGGAAGAGUUCCUGUUCAGCAGAGACAUAGAAAUAAAUGUUGAGAAGAUGAUGAUGAGCCUGGAUGAAGCAGCUGGAGAUGAAGCUGAAAGGAAAGUGGAGCAUUUGUUGAGAGGGACCAGCUUUGACGAUGAAGAGAAGACAAGUGAGAGCGACUCCUACAGCUCCAGUGAUGACGAAGAGCCGCCGAGAAGAUCCAGUUAUGUAUUUUCAGAUAAGUCCAGAACCCGACUCCUUGAAGACGACACAAACCUGGAGGACAUUAAAUCUCUUGGUGCCAGUGGCUCUGAUGACCGCAGCUUUGGGCGUGACGGAUACGAUCCGGCUGAGUUCCUCAGCUCAGGGAUAGGUGCGUUAGAAACCAAAACCUUUCUGUAUGAAUUCUUCAUGGGUCAAGAGGACACAGAUGGGACAGAAUCACCUAAUUCAGGCAGAAAUCAGUGUCCGGUUCAAGAUGUCAACAGCUACUCUGUGGUGCAGAAGAAAGACUCGACACCAGCAAGUCCGUUCGUCCAGGGAUCCAUCGAUGACAGCUUCUUCUUCGAAACUGAACCCAAUGACUUCACCGAUGACGGACAGCAGGAGGAGAAGGAGGAGGAGGAGGAAGAAGACGAGUACGAAGAGAGGAGAAACUUUGAACAGAUGAAGCAGAGAAUCGAAGCUUUCAAAAAAUUUUACGACAACAGCGAUUACGAGAACGGGCGAGAAGAGAGGCAGAUAAAAGUCCAGUUUUGUGCAGACCCCUUAUCUCAAGUGAAUUAUUAUGAAACUGACAGCAGUGACAGAGACUCGGUCAGCAGCUCCUCAGACGGGGAAGAAGACCGGAGCUCUGCAGAACAAUCUGAUGACAAAGAGGAAGAUCUGAAUCCUGCAGAACAAUAUGAAGAUGAGGAAGAUCUGAAUCCUGUAGAACAAUCUGAAGAUAAGGAGGAAGAUCUGAAUCUUGCAGAACAAUCUGAAGAUAAGGAGGAAGAUCUGAAUCCUGCAGAACAUUCUGAUGACAAGGAAGAGGACCUGAACUCUGGGGAACAAUUUGAAGAUGAGGAAGAAGACUCGAGCUGUUCAGAACAAUCUGAUGAACCGCAGGAGCCUGAAGAAGACCUGGACAUAAAACCUGUGUUUGAUCCCCCAAUCAUUCAGCAGCAUCAGAGCCCGGCAGACGUCGCUGACACACAAACCUGCACAGCAACACGCAGGUCUUUCAGCACACUGAAGAUGAUCUUGACGCUGGGAGUGCUGACGGCGACGGGGCUGAUGAUGUUCAGCCUGACCACAGACCAACCCGACUGGCUCAGACAGUUUCUCUUCUUUUAGAGUUGUAGCUCAUUUUGGUUAUAAAGGAUGAAGAAAAAAAAAGCUCUGUACACAUAUGCAUUUCUACCUUUCAUACUAUUUUUUUGUUUACAAUGGAGAUCUUUACUUUGAAAAUAUAUAAAUGUAAAAUAAAACAAAAAAAAAAGUUUUU